This is a messenger RNA of Rubroshorea leprosula, 662 nucleotides long. The record is from the annotation of a GenBank genome assembly. Lineage: Eukaryota; Viridiplantae; Streptophyta; Magnoliopsida; Malvales; Dipterocarpaceae.
AUUAAAAAUAUAUUUUUAACCCACAGGUUUGCUUAUCCCUUGCUUGUCUAGAAUACCUUUUGCUGCCCCAUGGGUCGUAUUAUAAAGUUAUAGUUGUGAAUGCUUCCACGAUGUCAAAAGGGCUCUCCAUUCAGAUUGGACCCACGAAUGAGAAGACUGGAACCGUUAAUGCAAUUCUAAAUGCAAUUCUAAAAGGGUUGGAUGUGUUGAAGAUGUGCAAUUCAGUAGAUAGUUUGGAGGGGAAGUUUGGCAAUGACAGAACCAGUGUUGGAUUGGGAACCAAGGGCACGGUAGAGGCAAUUGGGUUCACCAUGAUGUUCGGCGCCUUUGUGGGUCUCGGUGUAAUGGUUAUCAAGUCGAAGAGAAGACUCCAAGAUUGGCAUGAGAAGAAUAGCUUCUCCGCAUGGCCGCUACCGAUCCACGCCAGCUGCACCUGUUUCAUGGCGAGCAGGACCUUAACCGAGCAAACAAAAUUUGGGGUUCUAUAUUUCUGCUGCAAAUGAGUAUGUUUGGAAUAGAUAUAAUUAUAUAAAGGAAGGCAGUCUAAAUGGCAACGAGUUUAAGCUAUUUCAAGUCUAAUUCUAAACAGUUGAAUAUUAAUUUUUUAAAAUAGUAUGUAACACAGGGUGAUGAAUGUGCAAUGAUAAAAGAAUUGAAUUAUA